Molecule: messenger RNA, 3394 nt
Organism: Exaiptasia diaphana
Lineage: Eukaryota; Metazoa; Cnidaria; Anthozoa; Actiniaria; Aiptasiidae
Exons: 1
Coding region: 724-3111 (795 amino acids)
Source: RefSeq, a predicted model, not a curated record
GGCAAGAAAUUCCAUACAGUUUGAUAGCGAGCAUGCGCACUAGACUGGUUAAAUGGCCGUUAAAGAACACUGAACAACUUUUUUAAGAAAACGUGAGGGACUUCUGUCAUCUUUGUCAUUUUUAAGAAAGAUCGAGAUUCCCUCUGAAUUCCCAAAUAUCUAGAUUUUCUCUUUGGUUAAAGAACAAGAAAAAUAGAUAUUCCCGAGCUUUGUUGUGCAUCAUCUAGGCGGUUCCAACUCUAAACGAAAGUUUUCAUCGUUAAGCCAAAGCAAAAUAAGGCAGCCAUGCGAAUAUUGCUAAAAUUAUGAAUUAGUGCUGCUGGUUUCGUCAAUUUACAACACAUUUUGACAGUUCCCAAAUAUCUGAAACUCGAGUUUGGAUCAAAAGGAAUGGUUUUAUGUACAAAAAUAUGACUUACAGUUUUACUUUCCCAGUUCCAUAACGAKCCAAAAAGGACAAUGGAUGUCCAAUCGAGAGUUUCCUUGAGUAUCAUUGUUGUUUGUUGAGCGUGGCGCGCGCGUUAAGCAUGAAAACAACCAAAAUCGGUGAAGUCUUCUUGAUUCCCUCCGCCAUUUUUUAAACCCCAGUCUUCCAAACAAGGCCUCUAAUCCGGGCUAUUUUGUCCGGKAUAUAAUAAGAGAUUGGUAAAGAAUUAUUGUAUCCAUGGUAUCGGGGGUACCCACCAAACAAAAGAACAAACAAUCGUCCGGCGCUCGCUCAGCAUGUCAGACGUACUGACGAAGUACAACAAAUUAUUAUUGAAUAAAAACCUAGAAGAUGUUGACAUUACCGAGUCCGAAUUUCACUACGCAUAUAAUAGAAGAAGUCAGGAUGCAGUAGUAGGGCUUAGGAUUCCUUUCCCGUUGCUGAAGCUGUGGAAUAGUUUGGUGAAAGAUGAGGAGAUUGGGGAGGUGAAGUAUGUGGACUUGUUGGAGUGGAGUAUACGAGGUAAUGCGUUUGUUUUUGUUGACGAUCAGGACAUUAGAAAUGAAAUCAACGGACAUAUAGAAAAGUUAUCAGGUAUUGUCAACACACAGUACAAAUCAACGAAAGGGAGAGCACGGAGACAGCUUGAUGAGAGAUCAAAAAUAUUUCAUGUAAAGAAAGAAUAUUUAAAGUCAGUUAGUCAGUGGAGAGAGGAGGUAGAACAUUUAGAAAACAAGAUAGAAGAAUGGAGAAAGAAUUACAGUAAUCUUGAAAAGUCUAUCAGAGAUCUGUAUAGCUCUUUAGUUCAGGAAAUCAGAGCGAAAAAUAAAGAAAUACAAGAUUUGAAAAAUGUAAACAAAGAGCUUCAAGACUACAYAACAAAACUUGAAGGUCGAGUAUAUAAAGGAAAAACAUUAUCUGAAUCUAAAAACAAAAACAGAACUCUUAAGUCUUUUUUAACUAGAGCUCAAGCAGCCCUAUGGUUUUCUCGUUGGUUUSGGAUAGAAGUAGAGGCAGUGGUGAUAAAGGAUGGAUCUGGGGAUGUAAGGAGAUUGGACUUGACUGGAGAGAAGGCUGAUGCAGAUAUUGGGGAUGAAGAUGAUGGUGAUAAAGGUUUUGAAAGAUUGUCUAAAGAAGAAAAGGAAAAGGUCGAGAAGGUGUUGUUUUUGUUAGAUAAGUUUUGUGUUGGCGAUAUGUUUUACCAUGAAUUUUCUUUUAUUUGUGAUGGUCUACCAAAGUCCUACCUAAUUAAACAAUGCAGAGAAAAUUUCAACAACAUGUGCCAUAUAACUUCACUUCCUGGUUCCCAUAAUGGUUGCCAAGUCAACUCUGUUACUGAUAUUCUUAAAGAAAGUAUUGUUGAUUUUUUGAAAACUAACCCUUUUUCUACAAGCCAAGAUAAAUUAAAGAUUAAAAUAAAUGGUGAUGGUGCUAGAAUGACAAGAAAUAGUAACUUCAUUAUCCUUUCCUUUUCUCUUCUUCAAGCUGGACAAGAUGUCAUGUCAGCUAAAGGGAACAGAACUAUUGCCAUUGUUGACUCAGGGGAGGACUAUUUUACCUUAAAAGAAGCCUUUGCUGCUGUUUUUGAAGAAUUGAACAACCUUAUAAGUUCUGGGGUUAUUGAAGUAGAUGGAAAGAAGUUAAAUACUGAGUUUUUUCUGGGUGGGGAUUAUAAAUUUAUUUUAAUGAUGCUUGGCUUGAAAGGAGCAACAUCAGAGUAUGCCUGUGCUUGGUGCAAAACACCAAAGAAUGAGAGAUGGGAUGUGAGUAAAUCUUAUAAAACCUUCAAUUUGCCUCCAAUAAAAAGAACACUUCAAGAAAUCAGAAAUAAAAGUAAACAGAAACCUACAAAAGUCAAUAAGUAUAAUUACAGUUGUGAACAUGAACCUUUGAUUAAUAUUGAUCUGGACCACAUCAUUGUAGAUGAACUUCAUUUAAUGUUACGAAUAACCGAUAGACUGCUUGCUAAUUUAAUUAAUCAUGCUUUGGACUGGGAUGUGUCCGAGGAGCUAGACAGGGUGAGAGGACAGGAGAGAGGUGUACAUUUGAAGAGAACAGUUGAAUUCAUAAGAUCACUGGGAAUUUCAUUUAAUGUUUGGGAAGUGAAAAAUGCAGAUGGGACAAGGUCAAGUGGGAGGUAUGAUUGGACAAGUCUGAUGGGGGAUGAUAAAAAGAAACUUUUAUAUGGAUUCACAGAAAAAGAAGGUGCACUGCAGCUAUUUCAGAAGCCWGAGGUAGGAAAAAUCUUCUUAAAAAUCUGGAAAGAGUUUGCCAAUUUAUAUAGUGUAAUAACAACAUGGUCACCAGACACCACUCCUCAUCAGAUCUGGAAAAUGGCAGCAUCUUGGGUGAAGCUUUUCUUAACUUUAAAUGGAAAAUUGAAAGGCCAUGAAAAGAGCAGAGUAACCCCAUACAUGCAUAUCUUGGUUGCACAUGUACCACAUUUUUUUGAAUUAUAUAAAUCUAUAAAAGUUUUCACUGGCCAAGGAGUUGAAAAGAAUAAUGAUGUGGCAAGGAGUGUUGUACUAAGAAAAUCCAACAAGUGGGAUGCAMCAGGGGACAUAUUAAGAGUGGAGAGUAGGCAGUGGCAGUUACGAUCACAUGAAAGAAAAAGAAGAAAUUAUACUAAAAGGCAAUCUUCUUACUGGAAUGAAGAAAUCAAAAACAAAAGGAAGAAAAAAUGAUUAUUAAAAAUAUAUUUGAAUAUCUAUUAUUUAAUUUCUAUUAUUCAUAAGCAAUUUGCAUAUAAUUUGAAACUUAAUUUUUUAUUAUUUUUCAUAUAAUUUAACUUUUUGCCAUAUCUGGAAUGUACACUUUUUGAUCCACCAGUUAUAAGCAGAGCUAAAAGAAAUUUGUUGUGUUUGACUUAAUUUAUAAUUUUAGACAGAUGUUUAUCAAUUGCAAAGUGUUUAUGCAGUAAUAGAAAAAAGAUAUAUUCUAGCAUCCAUUAUAAUUACACAAAUGAUC